This is a messenger RNA of Helobdella robusta, 660 nucleotides long. RefSeq lists its product as hypothetical. Gene Ontology annotation, biological process: positive regulation of proteasomal ubiquitin-dependent protein catabolic process; regulation of MAP kinase activity; protein phosphorylation. The annotation marks the transcript as partial. Gene Ontology annotation, molecular function: protein kinase activity; mitogen-activated protein kinase kinase binding; ATP binding. Gene Ontology annotation, cellular component: nucleus. The record is from RefSeq and is a predicted model, not a curated record. The transcript has 2 exons. NCBI's taxonomy places the organism in Eukaryota, Metazoa, Annelida, Clitellata, Rhynchobdellida, Glossiphoniidae.
CAGAUCACCCCAAUAUCAAAUUAUAGGAAGUUUUUAGAGCCCUAUUGGGUAGUAGGUAACCAUGAGAACAUCAACAACAUCCAUGAAAUUAUACAAACCGAAAGCUUAAGUUACAUCUUCUUUAAGAAAUCUUCAGAGGACCUACAUAGCUACAUUAGAAGGAGAUCCAAGUUAAAAGAGGAUGAAGUAUGCUGGCUGUUCACUCAAAUUGUUUCAGCUGUUAAACACUGCCAUGACAAUGGUGUUGUACUAAGGGACCUCAAGUUAAGAAAAUUUGUCUUCCAAGAUAGUAAUUGCACUCACCUCCUUCUUGACAACCUUGAAGAUUCCUGCAUACUAGCUGAUCAGAACAAUGACCUCCUCACAGACAGACAUGGCUGCCCAGCGUAUGUCAGUCCUGAAAUCCUCUUCUCGGUUGGAGGAUAUUCCGGAAAACUGGCCGACGUCUGGAGUUUAGGAGUUAUUUUCUACACCUUCUUGGCAGGGAAGUACCCUUUUCAUGAUUCAGACGUCGGGGCUUUGUUUAAGAAAAUCAGACAGGGGGUGUAUCCUGCUCCGGUGGGAGCCACAAGCAAAAGCAAAUGUCUUCUAAGGAAUUUAUUAAGGGUUGAUUCUUCUGAGAGGAUGGGCAUCGAUGAGAUAUUUGCACAUCCCUGGUUU